This is a messenger RNA of Lachancea mirantina, 1044 nucleotides long. Lineage: Eukaryota; Fungi; Ascomycota; Saccharomycetes; Saccharomycetales; Saccharomycetaceae. The record is from the annotation of a GenBank genome assembly.
AUGCCGUUCGGUCAGAUUGUUAUAGGCCCGCCAGGUUCUGGGAAAUCGACGUAUUGUAACGGUUGUAGCCAGUUUUUCAAUGCCAUAGGACGACAUGGCCAAGUGGUGAACAUGGAUCCUGCGAACGAUCAACUGCCGUAUCCAUGUGCUGUUGAUAUUCGAAAUUUCAUCACUUUGGAGGAAAUCAUGGCAGAACAACAAUUGGGACCCAACGGUGGGCUCAUGUAUGCGUUGGAAUCGUUGAACAAGUCUAUCGACUUGUUCAUAUUACAAAUCAAGUCGUUAGUGGUCGAAGAAAAAGCGUACGUUGUGUUCGAUUGCCCGGGCCAAGUAGAGCUUUUCACGCACCACACGGCUUUGUUCAGCAUCUUCAAACGGCUCGAAAGAGAGCUUGACAUGCGACUGUGCGUCGUGAAUCUCGUCGACUGUAUUUACAUGACGUCGCCGUCGCAAUACGUGUCGAUCCUGUUGCUGGCGCUCAGAUCGAUGCUUAUGAUGGAUCUGCCGCACGUCAACGUGUUCUCCAAAAUCGACAUGCUUAAAUCCUACGGAGAUUUGCCGUUCCGCUUGGAUUACUAUACGGAAGUGCAAGAACUCGAAUAUUUGAGGCCCUACAUCGACCAUGAGGGGUCGAGUGUCUUGGGCAAGAAGUACAGUCGACUCACAGACACUAUCAGCGAACUCGUAAGCGAUUUCAAUUUGGUUUCGUUCGAAGUUCUGUGCGUUGACGAUAAAACCAGCAUGAUAUCUCUACAAAGCGUCAUUGACAAAGCCAACGGCUACAUUUUCGGAGCCUCGGAGGUUGGUGGUGACACGGUGUGGGCAGAAGCCACCAGACAGGGUACUGCACUUGCCAACGUCGAUGUACAAGACAGAUGGAUCGACAACAAAGAAUAUUAUGACAAACUCGAAGAGGAAAAACAGGCGGAAUCCAUCAGACAACAAGAAGCAGCAAACAAAGAGGUUAACGUCGACGACGAAGACGAAUGGGAAUCGGCAUUGAAAGAAUGGGAUCGCACCCAAGGCUCUAAAUUCGUCAAAUGA